Messenger RNA from Dovyalis caffra, 924 nucleotides. Lineage: Eukaryota; Viridiplantae; Streptophyta; Magnoliopsida; Malpighiales; Salicaceae. The record is from the annotation of a GenBank genome assembly.
AUGACGUCGUUUCUAGCCUUCUCUACCAUUCCCACUCUCGGCUUCUCUUCUUCUUCUUCUUCUUUCUCUCGAGCUUCUUUUCCUUCUCGGCUAAAUUCGCUCUCUCUUAACCACCGUUCCAAAUUGUGCAAGUCUGUUGUAAAAUGCAACUAUGCAGAAGUAGGCGUAAAAGAUGGGUUCAAAUCCACAACAAUUGAUGUUGUAGCUGAUGUAAAGACCGAACGGGUUGUAGUCUUAGGAGGCAGUGGUUUUGUGGGUUCUGCAAUAUGCAAGGCUGCUGUGUCCAAGGGCAUAGAGGUUACAAGCUUAAGCAGGUCAGGGCGCCCUAGUUACCCCGGUUCAUGGAUAGAUCAGGUUACUUGGAUACAAGGAGAUGUUUUCUAUACAAACUGGGAUGAAGUACUAUUUGGGGCGACUGCAGUAGUUUCAACAAUCGGAGGUUUUGGUAGCGAGGAGCAGAUGCAAAGAAUUAAUGGCGAGGCUAACAUUGUUGCAGUCAAUGCUGCCAAAGAAUUUGGAAUUCCAAAGUUUAUCUUGAUCUCAGUACAUGAUUACAAUCUACCAUCAUUUGUACUGUCAUCUGGAUACUUCACAGGAAAGAGGAAGGCAGAGUCAGAGGUUCUCUCCAAAUAUCCGAAUUCUGGUGUUGUUUUGAGACCUGCUUUAAUCUAUGGAAGAAGGAGGGUUGAUGGUUUUGAGAUUCCUCUGGAUUUGAUUGGGGAACCGGCAGAGAGAAUUCUCCGUGCUAUUGAGAACUUCACCAAACCCCUAAGUUCCCUUCCAGCAUCGGAUCUCCUGUUGGCACCACCUGUUAGUGUUGAUGAUCUUGCACUUGCGGCAGUAAAUGCAGUGACAGAUGAUGACUGCUUCGGUGUAUUCACAAUUGAACAAAUCAAGGAAGCUGCAGCAAAAGUGAAAGUAUGA